UCCAGUAGGUAAGCCGUCCUCCUUUCACCUCUUCACUCAUCGACAACUCACAAGCAACGCCGAUCGACACUCGAUCGAGAUCGACCAUGGAGGUGGUGAGCGCGAUCGUCAAGGUGGUGCAGGCGAUAGUGAAGGCGGCGGAGACGGCCCGGGAGAACAGUGAGAGGUGCCUUGACCUCGCCAACCGCGCGCGCAUCAUCGGCAACAUCCUCCUCCUCGACUCCUCCACGGCCAGCACGAGCAGCAGCGCCAACGGCUACACAGCGAGGCUGAGAACGCCCCCGCUGGAGAUGCUGAAGGACGUGCUCCAAGAAGCCCUUGAGCUUGUCGAGUCCCAGCAGCCGGGCGGCUUCGGCGCGGAGCUCAUGAAGCUGCUGACAAGCGGCCCGACGGCCGCCAGGUUCAAGGAGGUCAAGGACAGGAUCGCCGACUGGGUCAACAUCGUCUGCUUGGCGGAGCAGUCCGCUGCUCGGGCCCGCCACGCCAACGCAGGGACCGGCUCGGCAACCACCUCCCUUGCCCCGGAGCAUCACCACCAGAGCUUGCAGUUUGCGACGACGUCGUCGCAACAACACCUGAAUUUCCAGUCCGCGACGUCACUGUCGCAGCACCUGGAGAGCUUCCCGUCCUUGCUGGGGUCGUCACAGCAGAAGCAGAGCUCGCAGUCUGCGACGUCGCUGUUGCAGGAGCACCAAAGCUUGCCGCAACGCCCGAGCUUACGGCUGCCAUCGUUGCAGCAGAAGCAGAGCUUGAAGUCAACGACGUCGCUGUUGCAGGAGCACCAAAGCUUGCCGCAACGCCCGAGCUUACGGCUGCCAUCGUUGCAGCAGAAGCAGAGCUCGCAGUCUACGAUGUCACCGUUGCAGGAGCACCAAAGCUUGCCGCAAGGCCCGAGCUUACGGCUGCCAUCGUUGCAGCAGAAGCAGAGCUUGAAAUCUGCGACGUCGCUGUUGCAGGAGCACCAAAGCUUGCCGCAACGCCCGAGCUUACGGCUGCCAUCGUUGCAGCAGAAGCAGAGCUUGAAGUCCGCGACAUCGCUGUUGCAGGAGCACCAAAGCUUGCCGCAACGCCCGAGCUUACAGCUGGCAUCGUUGCAGCAGAAGCAGAGCUUCCAGUCCGAGGAAUCGCCGUCCCAGCAGCAACGGAGCUCGCAGUCCACGAUGCCACCAUUACAGCAGCAGCAGAGCUUGCGGCAACGCCCGAGCUUACGGCUGGCACCAUCGCAACAGAACCAGAGCUUUCAGCCCAGGGAGUUGUCGUCCCAGCAGCAACGGAGCUCACCGUCCACAACACCGCCGUUACAGGAGCACCAGAACUUGCUGCAAUGCCCGAGCAUACGGCUGUCACCAUCGCAGCAGUAUCAGCAGCAAAGGCUCCAGUCGGGGGAGUCAGCCGUCGCAGCAGCAAUAGAACUCGCAGUCCGCAGUACGAUCGCCGCAGUAGCGCCGGAGUUUGUGGCGGCAACACCCGGACUCUCAGCCUGCAAGCUUGCAUCAGCAGCAGACCUCGCAGCCCGCAGCCCCGCACUACCACCGUCACAACAACAUCAACACUUGAUUCCUCGCCAUGGCGGAACGCGGAUUUUCGCUGUUGCCGUUGCGACGACCGUGGAAGUGCGGGCUGCGAAGUGUGAACUCUGGUGUGCUGAUGCAAGCUCGCGAGCCGAGAGAUGAGGUGUUGCUUAUUUGGCAAGCGGGCAAGGUAGUACAAUACAAUACAAUAAUAUAGCUGUCCAUGGACCCAUGAUGUCCUGUCGAGCAAAUGGCACAAAACCACCAUUUUGAAGGAGAGGUUUGCGAAAAACACUACGCUACACUUUUGUUGCAAACAACACCACGUCUUCUGUAAUCAUUUUACAAAAA
This is a messenger RNA of Triticum dicoccoides, 1862 nucleotides long. Its product is annotated as transcriptional regulator DEF1-like. The record is from RefSeq and is a predicted model, not a curated record. NCBI's taxonomy places the organism in Eukaryota, Viridiplantae, Streptophyta, Magnoliopsida, Poales, Poaceae. Bases 87 to 1673 code for a protein of 528 amino acids. Gene Ontology annotation, biological process: cell surface receptor signaling pathway. The transcript has a single exon.